GCUUUCUUUCUUCUCUUUCGUCUCCAUUAUUUUCUGAUUUUUUCCCUUCUUUUGUCUACCUCUUGUUCUUCUUCUUUAACUUCUUCUUGUUAUUGUUGUUGUUCUUCCUCCAUUGCUCUCCUUUCUUUUCCUUUGUAUUCUUUUCUUCUUCUUUCUUCCCUUUCGUCUCCAUUCUUUUCUGGUUAUUUCCCUUCCUUUCGCCUGCUGCUAAGAAGACAAGGCUAAGGGUGUCGCAGGCGGCGCCAUGUCAAGGCGUGUGCAUGUACCCGCGCGCAACAUCCUGCCCCAGUGCUUGAAAAAGGAGGAGAAUGAUCUACGAGCUCCAGUGUUUCCCUCUUCGUGACGCGAGUGGUCGCUGCUCGUUGAAAUAUCUAUCCAAGCUGGGAAGAGGCGCGCCCGACUCGAUCCCAACACACAAACCCACCCACCCACACACACACACACAACCACACACACACCACAUACUCAAACCCACCCACACACACACACACACACACACACACACACACACACACACACACACACACACACACACACACACACACACACACACACAAACACACACACACACACACCACAUAGUCAAACCCACCCACCCACACCCACACACACGGUGAGCCACGAUGAACACCAGGCUGUCCUUACUCAUGGUGUUUCUAAAGUCAUUGUUGCCCGCGCCCGGAGCCUCCCUCAGCCCAGGCCUGGACCCACUCUGCCCCGCCCAUACUACCAUCUCGGGGGAUGAUGAAUGGGCGAGCAUUUACACCUGGCAAAAUGUGACGCUCGGCUGGGGCAUGUCCUUGUACGUGCACCCCGAUCCUGGCUUCAAGGGGGUUAGGCUCGUGGCGGCGGGCGAUGGCUGGCAGCAGGACGCCUGGUUCACGCUGGACAACACUUGCUUCCCUCUGGACGCACGGUGGUGGAGGUUGUGGGGAGGUGUAUGGGGAAGGAGGAACGAUGACAACAACAAUGAUGGCUUUCUUGACUUUGCUGUACGGACUGGUGAUUGUUAUCUUAGGUGCCGCAGAACAGACCACUUCCUUAAUGCCGUGAAUGUUACUGUUGUGGCUCACGGGCCCUCAAGGUGGAGAUUAUCGUACCCGCCUAUGCCAUGCACUGUAGAAGGAUACAAACAAGACAGAUACUCAUGGAUAAACUGCACCUCCCACCCCACCACCACCACCACCACCACCCCUACCACCACCACCACUACAACCACCACCACCACCACCAUCGCCAUCAUAGUCGUGCCGGUGGUGAUUGGUGUUGCUGUUGUUCUUGUUCUGCUAGUGGUGCUGACGAAGUGUUACUGGCAGCGAAGGGUAAAUCCAGUGCCCCGCGUGCCGACGCGGCGUGGACUGGCCGCCUCCUGGCGCGUCGGUGGCGAGGAAGCGGUCAGCGACAGCCACGUGGAGCCGCCCACGGGCCCCACCGUGCUCCCGCGCGUGGCGCCGCGGCAGCAGGAGCACAUCUUCGACGACGACGAGGAGCACAUCUACGACGAGUUCCCCGACCCUCUAAUCUGCCAGCAGAUCCCCGAGCCUCCAAUCUACGAGGAGAUCCCCGGGCCUCCAAUCUACGAGGAGAUCCCCGGGCCUUCAAUCUACGAGAAUGUCUCCGAGCAUCCACCCAGCGACAAGGCCGAAAACUUAGACUCCGAUGAUGAUGCUUACCUCACACCGAGGCGAGGCCCCCCGGGCACACCCUCAGGGCACCGACCCAGCCACGAGGCCGAAAACUUAGACUCCGAUGAUGAUGCUUACCUCACACCGAGGCGAGGCCCCCCGGGCACACCCUCAGGGCACCGACCCAGCCACGAGGCCGAAAACUUAGACUCCGAUGAUGAUGCUUACCUCACACCGAGGCGAGCACCCAUGGGCACACCCUCAGGAAUUACAGAGGGCUGAGGUCGUGCGUGAGACCCUGCUCCCGACGCACGAGGCCACGGCCGCUGCUGCACCCAGGCCAGCACGCCACGCAGGGGUAAGCACUGCAGGAUGAGGGCAACCAGGCGGCAGCACAGUGCCCUCCAGCCAAGCAGGGGGCAGCACCGUGCCCUCCAGACAAGCAUGGGGCAGCACCGUGCCCUCCAGACAAGCAGGGGGCAGCACCGUGCCCUCCAGACAACCAGGGGGCAGCACCGUGCCCUCCAGACAACCAGGGGGCAGCACCGUGCCCUCCAGACAACCAGGGGGCAGCACCGUGCCCUCCAGACAAGCAGGGGGCAGCACCGUGCCCUCCAGACAAGCAGGGGGCAGCACCGUGCCCUCCAGACAACCAGGGGGCAGCACCGUGCCCUCCAGACAAGCAGGGGGCAACACCGUGCCCUCCAGACAAGCAGGGGGCAGCACCGUGCCCUCCAGACAAGCAGGGGGCAGCACCGUGCCCUCCAGACAAGCAGGGGGCAGCACCGUGCCCUCCAGACAACCAGGGGGCAGCACCGUGCCCUCCAGACAACCAGGGGGCAGCACCGUGCCCUCCAGACAACCAGGGGGCAGCACCGUGCCACACACACACACACACACACACACACACACACACACACACACACACAAGUACAUUUUCCUGGACCAUAAAGUUUCCAAAUGGCUCCAAUCACUAAUUUAUAUUUUAUUGUUUUGUUGUUUAUUUGUUUGUUGUUUAUGGUGAUGGCGCGGAGGAGGAGGAAGAGGAGGAGGAGGAGGAGGAGGAGGAGGAGGAGGAAGAGGAGAAGGAAGAGGAAGAAAAAGAGGAGGAGGAUACGGGGAAGAGGAAGAGAAGGGGGAGGAGGAGGAAAGGAGUGAACAUGGAUUAUAUUUCUAAGCGAGUUUUGUUGUUUCAACAAUUUCUUUUCUUAUUUUAGUUUUUUGCUUUACUUUUUCAGUUUUUUGCUUCAUAUUUCUGGUGCCAGUGUUCACUCUCAGCCUGCUGCGUGUUUUCCCUCCAUGAUCAUUCCUGCCAAGUGUUCGUCUUAGUGGAUUUUUUUCUUAAUUCAGUCAGCUUUGUUUUUUUUUUAGUUUGAGUGCGAUGAUUUUCUUUUGGCUCACACCUGUCCUACGUGUGUCACUAUGUUAAAACUUCACCACAGCAUUGUUCGCCACACACUCCAGUGAGCCUGUUACACGUAUCCUACAGAUGUCACUAUGUUAAAGUUUCAUUAUAAAUAAAUUUGCUAUAUACUCUA
Molecule: messenger RNA, 3163 nt
Organism: Eriocheir sinensis (Chinese mitten crab)
Lineage: Eukaryota; Metazoa; Arthropoda; Malacostraca; Decapoda; Varunidae
Exons: 2
Coding region: 624-1907 (427 amino acids)
Source: RefSeq, a predicted model, not a curated record